UCCAAAAUGGCUACCAAACAGGAACCGGUCUAUCAAAUUUUCACAUUUCAGGACUGUAAAACCUCUCCUGACCCCAUUUUUGAACUCCCCGCCCAGUGCCUGGCCCCUACAUCGGCCCCUAUAGUGAUAGAUAACGGCUCCUUCCAGACCCGGGCCGGCUGGGCGGCUCCAGCGGCGGAGUUUGACUCUCCGCGGCUGCUCUUCAAGUCGGUGGCGGCGCGCUGCAGAGGGGCCGCCCGCAGCGAGACCCAGAUCGGUAACGAUAUCCCAAACCUGGAGCCGCUGCGGUGGCUGCUGAAGAGCCAGUUUGACCGAAACGUGGUGGUCAACUUCGAGAUCCAGGAGCUCAUGUUCGACUAUGUGUUCACUCACUUGGGCAUCGGCUCAGAGGACAGCGUGGCGAACCCCAUUGUGCUGACUGAGGCGCCCUGCAACCCGCUGCACUGUCGGCAGAUGAUGUCAGAGUUGCUGUUUGAGUGCUACCGCGUCCCGCACGUCUCCUACGGCGUGGACAGUUUGUACAGUUUGUACAACAAUAGCACUCAAAGGAACCUCCAGCCGCCACACACCGGCAUCGUCCUGUCCUCCGGGUACCACUGUUCUCACAUCCUGCCGGUUAUCGACGGCAGGUUUGAUGCGGUGAACUGUAAGCGCGUGAACGUGGCUGGGAGUCAGGCCGCGUCCUACCUGCAGCGCCUCCUCCAGCUGAAAUACCCAGGUCACCUCGCCGCCAUCACACUCAGCCGCGUAGAGGAGCUGCUGCAUGAACACAGUUACACUGCUGUGGAUUACCAAGAAGAGCUGGAAAAGUGGCGCAGCCCAGAGUUUUACGAGCGGGAGGUUCACCGCAUGCAGCUCCCCUUCUCGGGUAAGGUGCCGGGCGGCUGUGUGAGUGUGGAGGAGAGGCAGGAGAGACGAGCUCAGCAGCUUCGGCGGCUUCAGGAGAUCAACGCUCGUCGCCGGGAGGAGAAGCUGCUACAGGACCAAGAGAGGCUGGACAGACUUCUAGCAGUACAGGAACUGCUGGAGGACGGCCUGUUGGAUCACUUUCAUAAGAGCCUGGUGGAGCUCAACAUGGACUCGGCCGAGGAGCUGCAGUCGUACAUCAACAAACUGCAGCUGGCUGUGGAGCAGGGCAGACAGAAGCUGCUGCAUAGCGACGGAGUGGAGGGAAAGACUGAGGUGUCUGAGCUGGAGCAGCCGAUGGACGAGGGAGAUGGAGUGGCGCUGAUUGAUUCUGACUUCCCCGAGGACACGCUGCCAGAGAAACCUGCUAAUGUGGUUCAGCCCUUGUUCAACAUGGCGGAGUACCACCAGCUGUUUGUGGGGACGGAGCGUCUCCGGUGUCCAGAGAUCCUGUUCCAGCCCUCGCCAACCGGAGAGGACCAGAUGGGACUGAUGGAGACGCUGCAGUACGUCCUUGCCAGGUACACACCAGAGCAGCAGGAGGCGCUGGUGAGCAAUGUGUUUCUGACGGGAGGGAACAUGCAGUACCCCGGUAUGAAGGAGAGAGUGGAGAGAGAACUGCUGGCUAUGAGGCCCUUCCAGUCACACUUCAAGGUGAGAAUGGCGUGCCGGCCGGCCCUGGACGCCUGGUACGGGGCGAGAGACUGGGCCUUGCAGCAUCUACCUAGCGCAGAGGGAGGAGCAGCAGAGGGAUGGAUCAGCAGACAGGAGUACGAGGAGAAAGGGGGCGAGUACCUGAGCGAGCACUGUGCUUCUAACGUCUUUGUUCCCAUGAAGAUCGCCAAACCAGUUCCCGCUCGCGCCUCGGAGCCCUCCGUUACCACACUGACAUCUACCGGAGCUUCUGCUGCUGUCGCCAUGCUCACGUCUGACCUGCCUCCCUGCUGUUCUACUGUUGCUGCUCAUGUUACUUUGGUUUCCUCCUAAACUGGGAUCUCAGUUACUGUUGAGUCUCUGAUGUUCAAUGUAUUCUGGAGAUGAUUUUUGAAUGAGGGAAAGUGUUUACUUUUUUGAUGAACCCACUUUCAUUCAGUCUGACUUGUCUUCUACAUCGGUUGGUGACUUGUAAGGUUUUACUUUUUAACAAACCCCAGAGAGUAGCUGUGAACUUGAUACAAUCAAUCAAAGGUAAAGAAGACCUUGCUCUUUGAUUCUGAGGGACUCGAAAAUAAAAGAAAACGGUGGUCCUGCCCACACAUGAUUGUAACAGCGAUUAAUCAGUUGUGUCUGCUAUCGGGCCUUUCUCUGUGUGAAAUGUAAAGAAGCACAGCACCAAACAAUCACAUCAGCUCAGGGAUGUAAGGUGCAUUAGCUGUAGCUGUUUUUACAAUAUUAAGACAUAUAACUUUUCCUGUUGUCUACCAACAGGGGAAAUGGGAAUAGACUUCCUGUCCGGUCUCAAUCUUCAUCCAUCUGUUUUUGGACUCCUGUGAUUUUUGUAUGUUCUGACUGGAACUUUGUUGGAAAUACAGCUUUGUUUUGUUUCCAUGAUGCUUAGAGAAACCACAAGAGACCAUUCAUAUUGAAUGGUCUUUAAAGGUCUAGUGGGAAUAUUUUGGAUACUAUGUAAAUAGCAUUUGUUGUUUGUAUGUUUUUAAGGAAAUAUAUUUUCACUGAUGGAAAGAGCUGUUUGCUUUUAUUUGUAUUGCAGGUUGAGAUAAGUCAGGCAGCUGUCUGAUGCCACUGGUUACAGAGGAAAAGUCUAACUAUUCCUCAGUCCUGUCGUUUGUCCUUUUACUGCAGCUCACUUUAAAACCAAGUUUUAGUUUAAUUCCCUCGGUGUUAUCUACAAUUUAGGAGAAUAGAUUUUUUUUUUGUGGGCUCACAGCAUUGAACAAUUACAUGGAAAAAAGUUUUCUAUUUAUUUUUUUAAGGAAACAGUGUCCACAUGACUAUGAAUAUUAGCGAUGUAGUCUGAAUAAUGCACAUUGCAGUUUCCCAAAGCAUCUCGAAAUGCUUGUUUUGUCUGACCAACAGUUCAAACCCUAAAAAUAUUCACCUUACAGUGAUGUAAAACAAACGAGAAACAAAUCCUCACCUUUGACAUGCUGUUACAAGAGACUGUUUGCUUCUUUUUGUUUGAUAAAUAACUGAAACGUUAAGCCCAUUAAAUAUCAAAACUGCUAAUUGAUUUUCAGUUCAGACAAACGUAUCCAAACCUUGACCGAACAAUCCAAAAA
Messenger RNA from Anarrhichthys ocellatus (wolf-eel), 3146 nucleotides. RefSeq names its product actin related protein 5 (gene actr5). The coding region runs from base 7 to 1893 and encodes 628 amino acids. The transcript has 9 exons. The record is from RefSeq and is a predicted model, not a curated record. Lineage: Eukaryota; Metazoa; Chordata; Actinopteri; Perciformes; Anarhichadidae.